Pocillopora verrucosa is the source of this 1359-nucleotide messenger RNA. RefSeq lists its product as uncharacterized. Lineage: Eukaryota; Metazoa; Cnidaria; Anthozoa; Scleractinia; Pocilloporidae. The record is from RefSeq and is a predicted model, not a curated record.
AUGGCCGAGAGCCGAAAAGUUUCGGCCGCGGUCAUUGUUUCAAUAAUUUGCAAGAGAAGGAAGAAGAAGAGAAAGGUGAAGGAAGUGUGGGAGAGGGAAUGGCUAAGAAGAAGAACGGAGCGAGGGGUUUUUAGGCAGUUGUUAGAGGAGUUAAGGCUGGAGGACGAGUGUAAUUACAGGCGAUACUUACGGAUGGACACGGAAACAUUUCAGAUUCAGUCUGAAAUGAAAGGCAUUGAUGCAAAGGUCUGGGGAAUAAACCAUAUAAAUUCUAUAUUUGGUAUUGAGAACCUUCUUGAAAAAGUGACACCGUUAAUUGAAAAGAAAGAGACCAACAUGAGACAGCCAAUACCACCUGGAGAACGUCUGGCAGUGACCUUGAGGUUUUUGGCUACUGGAGAGAAAUUUUCCAGUCUUCAGUACCAGUUCAGAAUCAGUGUGCCAUCCCUGUCAGUCAUUAUUCCAGAAGUGUGUCAAGCCAUCUUUCAGGUCCUUAAGGACGAUUACUUCAAAUGCCCAAGUACUCCAGAGGAGUGGUUACCAAUAGCACAGCUGUUUCAUGACCGUUGGCAGUUGCCGCAUUGCAUUGGUGCUGCUGAUGGAAAACAUGUACGUAUCCUCCAUCCACGCAACUCUGGUUCUGAAUUCUACAAUUACAAGGGUUUCUUCAGUGUUGUGUUGCUUGCAGUUGUAGAUGCAGAUUACAAAUUUAUAUUUGCUGAUGUGGGCUGUCAAGGCAGAAUAAGUGAUGGUGGUGUACUCAGAAACAGCCUGUUUUGGAAAGCUCUGGUCAAUGACUCUCUUGGCUUACCCCAGCCGAGAUUGCUUCCUGAGUCAGCAGACAAAUCUUUUGAUGGCAGCUACACCCAAAAUCCAUUGCCUUUUUAUCUAGCUGGAGAUGAUGCUUUUCCACUAGAGAAUAACAUCAUGAAGCCUUAUUCACAGAGAAAUCUUUCAGAUGAGAAAAGGAUCUUCAACUACAGGCUUUCCAGAGCACGACGGAUCAGUGAGAAUGUUUUUGGCAUUUUGACAAGCAGGUUCGGGGUAUUUUCAACUGUUAUAUGUACAAAGCCAGAGAGUGCUGUCAAUAUUGUCCUUUGUGCAAUAGCUCUGCACAACUUUUUAAGAUCAAGAGUUCCAGAAAGGUACAUCCCCACUGGGGCCCUUGACAUGGAGAACUCCAAUGGUGUGGUAAAUGAAGGUUCCUGGAGGCAUGACGUUGCUACAAUCCCAUUUGCAAAUGUCCCAAAUUCUCGAAAGGGAAGGCAACCAAGGAAGGCAGAGGAAAUGAGGGACCAGUUAUGCAACUACCUCAAUGGUCCAGGCCAAGUUCCAUGGCAGUGGAAUGUCUUAAUUUAA